CACUUCUUCGUACUCAAAACCCAGAGAGAGAAUUACAGAGGAGGGGGAGAAGACCUGAAGGCGCAAAACGCAACCGUUUCAACUCGCUCUUGCGUCUGUAGCAUUUUCGUGCAUGGCGAUUGGUGAAUUAGGGGUUUCAAAUCGACCUCGAUCGAUGAUUUUCAGAAGCCAAGAAGAUGUAAUUUAGCGGAGAUUUUUCGUGUAUUUCCGAAGCAAUUUGCGAAAACCGUUCGAUUCUGCGAAGCUUUAAGUUGGUUUUUCUAGGGUUUUUGUUUUUGGAUUGGGGAGAUGAUGAAGGGCCAGUUGGAUCGAACCAAGGUGGUGGUUCGACACUUGCCGCCUUCGAUUUCGCAAGCUGCGCUUGUGGAACAAAUCGACGUUUUCUUUGCUGGCCGCUACAACUGGGUUGCUUUUCGUCCUGGCAAGAGGAGCCAAAAGAAUCAGUCAUAUUCUAGAGCCUACAUUGAUUUGAAGAGGCCAGAUGAUGUAUUCGACUUUGCUGAGUUCUUUGACGGUCAUCUGUUUGUUAAUGAAAAGGGCAGUCAAUUUAAAGUUAUUGUUGAGUAUGCUCCUUCACAACGUGUUCCAAAACAUUGGUCUAAGAAGGAUGGUCGUGAAGGAACCAUAUUCAGAGAUCCCGAGUAUUUGGAGUUUCUUGAAUUCAUUGCAAAGCCUGCUGAGAAUCUUCCAAGUGCAGAGACACAAUUGGAGAGAAGAGAAGCAGAACGAUCUGGUGCUGGAAAGGACGUUCCAAUAGUUACACCAUUAAUGGACUUUGUUCGUCAAAAAAGGGCUGCCAAGGCUGGAUCUCGGAGGUUACCGUCUAAUGGUAAAACAAGUAGAAGAGCUGGUGCAUCAUCUGCUCGAAGUCCUACUUUACCUAUGACCAAACGGGGUUCUGAGAGGAAAAAGAAUUCUGCCUCAAUGUAUGUUGUGAGGGAUGCUAGAAAGAACACCAGUGCCAAAGACAAGUCAACAUAUACAUUGGUACCCAAGCGCGAUGAUCAGCAACCUUCCGAGAAGUCUGCCAUUUUGGCAUCUGCAGUUGGAACUCAAUUGUUUGAAGAGGAGAGUGGAGUUUUGGGUGCUGAUGCUGGGAAAAAGAAAGUCUUGCUUGUGAAAGAGAAAGAGAAGGAGAUAUCUCAUGUGCCGGCGAACAUGUCACUGCAGCAUAGUACAUAUUCUAAAAACAUGGGUGGUUCAGUUGCACUGAAACAGAACCCGCGUCAUCAUGAUAAGGGAAGGAUUAUCAAAAGUAUACUUCUAAACAAGGAUGCACGUCAAAGUCAGUCUUCUGGGAUUCACUUGGAGCAGCAAAUCCAGAGUUCAAGUUCAGAUAGGGACAAACGACUUCCUCGGUCGCAACAUGUGCAAUUGAUUUUAAAGGAUACAAAUGGAGCUCCAGAUCAUAAGAUAGUUGGGAAUGACUUGCAUGGUAGUUAUAGUGAGAAGCAGGAGAAACGGACGAGGAAUAAGGACAGACCUGAUCGUGGUGUAUGGACUCCUCUUAAUCGUUUAGAUGGAUCAUCUGCAAGCGAUGAGUCUUUGUCGUCUGCUUUUCAACCUGAUCACUCACUCUUAGAUUCUUCAGAAGGCUCCCAUAAACAUCAUGGUCGCCGUGGAGCAACACAUGGUGUUAAGGAUCUUGAUGGCUCUCCAGUUGCAGGUGAAGGAAAACAUUCGAAGAGAGGCUAUGGCUCCCAUGAGAAACAAGUGUGGGUUCAGAAGUCAAGUUCUGGUUCCUGAGGAUUUUCUUUUUGUUAAAUUGUGCGAUGUUUUGGCUACUUCAACCUUGAGAGUGAAUUACCAAAAAGAAAAAAAAGAACCUUCAGAGUGAGCAUGUACCAGUGCCCUGAAGCUGUCUGAUUUUUUCCGGACAGAUUACAGAGUUGUAAACAAAGCGUCAGCAGCAUUGAAAGAUGUUCCUUUCGGAAAGCCAUACGGAGUGAUGGAGACACGUGUAUAUAAGGAUAGCAUGGGUUUGAAGAAAUUUCCAACUUUGCUGGUGACAGCACGGAAAUAGGAGGGGAAACGAAGAAUAGUAAAAGACAUCAGCAUCAUUAAGGUAUAUAACAGUUUUUAUCAGAGUGCCCCCCAACAAUGGUCUCCUUGCAGAAGAGUUAUGCACAUUCCUUCUCGCCUUUCACUGGAUAUCGGAAUAUUUAGGUAUUUAUGUUAUAGAUGGUUGUCGUCCAUUAGUAUAACUGUAAAUAUGAAGGCUGUGCACUGUAUGCGGCUUCACGGUUUAUUUCUUAUGUGUCUAUGCCCCCUGUUGCGAGCAGUGUAGCAUCUGCAACCAGUUAGUAUUGUAAGGCCCUGGAGUUUUCUCUGAUACUCUGAUUGGGGGCUUGUUUCGAAUAGAAAAGACAGCUCGAGCCAUUUUGCAGUUGAUGGCCGGGCGAGUGACUGAUUGAUUCGGUCUAUGUCUUGGCAGUGUUUCACCUUGUAUUAACGGAGGAGACAUUGUUCUGAGUGGAGAUUGCUGGAAUAUAGUUUGUUAGUUUGUUCUC
Pyrus x bretschneideri (Chinese white pear) is the source of this 2510-nucleotide messenger RNA. Its product is annotated as regulator of nonsense transcripts UPF3. Gene Ontology annotation, molecular function: mRNA binding. Gene Ontology annotation, biological process: positive regulation of translation; nuclear-transcribed mRNA catabolic process, nonsense-mediated decay. Bases 289 to 1746 code for a protein of 485 amino acids. Gene Ontology annotation, cellular component: cytoplasm; nucleolus. The transcript is spliced from 12 exons. Lineage: Eukaryota; Viridiplantae; Streptophyta; Magnoliopsida; Rosales; Rosaceae. The record is from RefSeq and is a predicted model, not a curated record.